Messenger RNA from Owenia fusiformis, 798 nucleotides. The record is from the annotation of a GenBank genome assembly. NCBI's taxonomy places the organism in Eukaryota, Metazoa, Annelida, Polychaeta, Sabellida, Oweniidae.
CUCAGACAUACAUUGCAAUUAUUGGUGAUUGACUAACACAUUUAUUAUUAAAGGAUAUUAUCAAGUUUAUUAAAUGUCUACAACAGAACAACUAGAAAUGGGAGCUCAAUGCUCUGGUACCAAGGAGAAAAAGUCUGAUCCUUUCGCUGAAGAACUUGUUGAGCGAAAACUAAUGCGAUCAGGAAGAAUAUCACAUGCUAUUGUGAUAAAUGCCAUUAAUUGUGAUGUCAGAGCCAACCAACCAAUCACAUUCAAGCCUUUGAGAUCUACCCGAGAGUCACUGGUGAAGCUAAUAAAAGGCGACAGAGAUGCGCUUAACCCAGAUGGCAUCGAUCUUGGCACUGGUUCCCUGUACAUGCCAGGAAAACUUCAAGAAAACCGUGCGCUUUUUGCAACGGAUGGGCGUACUGGAGGUUUUACUGCUUUCCUAGUGAAAGGUAUUGUAAUCUUAGGGGUGUAUGAUCAUGAUGUCGCAGCAGCUGUUAGGCUCGUUACAGAAGUUGCAGACUAUGUUGAUGAAUUAGAAGAAACUCACUAGAGACAUCUAUCAUUGGGUUGAAAUAAGAGAAUACAUUUUUCUGUGCCUUAUAAAGUGACUAUAUUAUAAAAAAUAGAAAUGAUAGUACAUUUCAUAGGUGUAAGAAAGGUGGGAAUCAUUUUUGAAAAUAAUUUUAAAGAACAUUAUCUCCAUUUGUAGAAAGUACUUUGAUUUGAAUGUUUAUGCGUUUAUGAUCUGUGAUGCUUUGAUGCUGAAGAUGAUCCAUUGAUUAGCAAUCAUUCCAAAGAUGAUCCAUGGAU